This is a messenger RNA of Nematostella vectensis (starlet sea anemone), 4374 nucleotides long. Its product is annotated as collagen alpha-1(XVI) chain. Lineage: Eukaryota; Metazoa; Cnidaria; Anthozoa; Actiniaria; Edwardsiidae. The transcript is spliced from 6 exons. Bases 2516 to 3424 code for a protein of 302 amino acids. The record is from RefSeq and is a predicted model, not a curated record.
UACACACAGCAAUUAUUCAUUGAGUCUUACUAGAGAACAAUACUUCUUUAUCCAAUUCAUACACACAUGCAAACUCUUUUCGGCUAUGAUAAUCCGGUAGAAAUAGAAAUUCAAUGAAAACACUUCGACCCCACAAACACACGAACAGAAAAAAAAUGUUAUCUUUCGUGCUGCUGUCAUCUUAAACUCACACAACAUGAGAUUGUCCCUAAAGAGGGCAUCUUUAUUUGGGAACCAAUAAAGAAUAUUGAUAAUCAAACACUCGUCAUCAAUUGGGGUUGUACGUAACCAAUAAGCAACGCGCGCAAAUGAUAAUCAAACACUCGUCAUCAAUUGGGAUUGUACGUAAACAAUAGGCAACGCACGCAAAUGAUAAUCAAACACUCGUCAUCAAUUGGGGUUGUACGUAAACAACAAGCAAUACGCGCAAAUGAUAAUCAAACACUCGUCAUCGGGAUUGUACGUAAACAACAGGCAAUCCGCGCAAAUGAUAAUCAAACACUCUUCAUCAAUUGGGAUUGUGCGAAAACAACAAGCAAUGCGCGCUAAUGAUAAUCAAACACCCGUCAUCAACAAGGAUUGUACGUAAACAACAGGCAAUGAGCGCAAAUGAUACUCCAACACUCGUCAUCGAUUGGGAUUGUACGUAAACAACAGGCAAUGCGCGCAAACGAUAAUCAAACACGCGUCAUCAAAUGGGAUUGUGCGAAAACAACAGGCAAUGCGCGCAAAUGAUAAUCAAACACUCGUCAUCAACAAGGAUUGUACGUAAACAAUAGGCAACGCACACAAAUGAUAAUCAAACACUCGUCAUCAAUUGGGGUUGUACGUAAGCAACAAGCAAUACGCGCAAAUGAUAAUCAAACACUCGUCAUCAACAAGGAUUGUACAUAAACAACAGGCAAUGCGCGCAAAUGAUAAUCAAACACUCGUCAUUAAUUAGGGUUGUACUAAAACAACAGGCAAUACGCGCAAAUGAUAAUCAAAUACUCGUCAUUAAUUAGGGUUGUACUAAAACAACAGGCAAUACGCGCAAAUGUUAAUCAAACACGGGUUAUUAAUAAGGGUUGUACAAAAACAACAGGUAAUGCGCGCAAAUGAUAAUCAAACACUCGUCAUCAAAUGGGAUUGUAAUGCGCACAUAUGAUAAUCAAACACGCGUCAUCAAUAGGGAUUGUACUAAAACAACAGGCAAUCCGCGCAAAUGUUAAUCAAAUACUCGUCAUUAAUUAGGAUUGGCAAAAAACAGUAAAUUGAAUCAAACAGAUCAAUAGAUUAACGUACCGUGAAAACUGUAUUAUAGAAAAAAUGCAUGCGUAAACCACAAAAUUGCUCAGAAAUAGAGAAAUGAAGUAUAUAAAACAAACUCAAGAAUACGCAAAAAAUAAUAAUUAUCAUUUAUAAAAGUGCCCAAGUUUAGCUACUGACAACUUUAAAAAUUACCCAGGCAACCCUGGGAGCGAGGUUUAGUUCGUCCGAUAUUAAGUCCGAUAUUCCUAUUUCUCUAUUAUUUAUCUUGGCUUUGGACAGGGCCGCAGCAGGGUUGGUGGGACUGAGGUUGCGGUUUAUGCUAGGUUAAAACUCUAUUCGUGAUUCUGUGGAAAUAAGGCUAGGCAUUUUAAAAUAUGUAUUCGUGAGUGUGGUUUGGAUGGUGUGCUGAAACGCGGACGUGCAGCUGAUGAAGUGUUCUCAUUAUCUUGACUCUUGGGCGUUCAUUGAACAUUACUACUUAAGACUGAACGCAUUUUUUGUCCGUUCACAAUACUGGCUCCCGUCUGGCUCUGCAAGCUUAGCAUACUAACGAGUGUUUGCUUCUGGGAAGAAGUUUCUAGUUUGGCCCGCUUGCAUUGGCGCGUCAUGUGAACAAGCAUUCACACAGAGAAAACGAAAGGUAAGCUGACACAAAUUACAUGCGAACACUGCUUUUUUGUUGAUAGCAUUAGCUAUAUAUUGUAUUAGAAGCUCGGGUUAAAUGUUACAUACUCUUAACAAUAUAGUCUUUGACUUUUAAGUUUGUUUGCUACUACCAUUGCAUACCCCUUCAGCCUUACGGCGCCGUAAUCUUGUCUUACCUAUGGAGUCACUUCAAAUCCUUUUUUUUCAUAGGAAUUCUGACGCUAAGAACAAGAAUGUCCUCUAUGCAAACGAUGGAAUCUAUUCUACAGAAUCGUUGAGAAUACAGACAAGUGUGAGGUGGGGCUAAGAGAUGUCACAGGAUUUUUGUCAAAAUGGGGGUUUCAACCCUUUUCCUCGUGUUCACUGACUAAUAGGUCAUUUUUCUAGAGAUCUUUGAAAAAACCUUUCUUAUGAUAAGAAAGAUGGAUUGAGAUCCCUGUGGAGGUAGCAACAGUUAGCUCCCAGUCCCUAGCAAGAUGGCGAAGACACAUUCACCAUUAUAAGCACCAGCGGGGUAACUGAAGUGGAGAUGAAUUUAUUAGUGCACAAAGUCCCUCCAGUUCCGGCCGCCGAGCGGGCUCCGAAUUAAUUUCAGACACUUAAAAGCUGGCCGCAAAAAAUGAGUCCAACAACAGCACAGCUAUUUCUCGUAUUCUGGGUCGUUUCAUCGCUACGACUUAUGCCAUGUACAAGAGGAGAAGCCGAGAAAAGUAAAAAUAGCUCAGCCGAGCAAGAGUGCAAAGUAACUACGUGUUGUGGAAUACCAGGAACACAUGGGAAAAAUGGAAUUCCAGGACAUCCAGGACCCCCUGGGCCUAGUGGCCCCCCGGGGCGCAAUGGGCUGAAUGGCAUCCCCGGUGUAUCGGGAAAACAAGGUCCCCCCGGCCCCCCCGGCAAACGAGGAAGACGAGGUCAUCCCGGAGAGCCUGGGAGAAAUGGAACACAUGGGUCACCGGGUUGGAGAGGGAAAACUGGUCCACGGGGGCCGAUGGGCCCUAUUGGUCCACCGGGGACCCCUGGGGUACCUGGUCAGCCCGGCAAGGCCGGGUCCCCCGGUGAAAGAGGGCCCCCGGGCCGUGAUCGGGUCGCAAGGAACUGCAGAUGCGAGCGGAAUGCCCCUACACAGGUGUUCUUUAUAAACUCGGGAUUCUGGGUAUCUCAGAAACACAUGACAGGCUUUCAGGACGUCCCGUUUGCGGUAGGCGAGUUCCAUAUGAAUGUGGUGGAUCCUGUGACGUAUAACUUACACGUUGGAGGGGACUGGGUGAACGAGGAUUCUGUCACGCUCUUCUUUCGCAUCCACUGCACAAUGCGACGGCGUGACAUCUACUUGCCGAACGAGGCUGGUCACAAAAUCUACAAAUUCAAACAGGAGAACAGGCUUGAAUCAGAGACGUUUACUUACGUGACGACGAGCAUGGAUCACACGGGGCGAUGGCGGUGCCAGUUGCAGAUUAGCAAAGGCUAUGUCCGUGCAUUCUACAGAUGGGACUCACAAUACGGGGAGAUGAGUUUAACAAUGUGGUAACAACUAUGGAGUAUAGUGGUGAACUGCUCGGAGGAUUCAUGAGACUUGAGUCAUAGACCAGUGAAACUCUCUUUGAAUGCUAACCACCUUGCUCUACCGCAAGGCAACUAAUUCAAAAUGUAUUUUUUGGUUAACGAGCCUUGGGAAACAUAACCGCGAGGAAUAUUGCCACACCUGGACAAAGUAUGCUGGCAUUUUUACAAGUGAACAAAUAUAAAAAAACAAUUAUACAAUUGAUGUACAAAUAUUUUGGUGCUGGCUCUGCGAUAAGUCACGUUGGCAGUUUGGUAAUUGAGGAAGACAACCCAAUAAAAGGGAUCUUCCCCAAAGGAACUAAGCUCAGCCAAAGACUAGGAAACGUGCAUUUCUUGCGUGGCCAUGGAUACGUUACUCUCUGGCAAUUGGAAAUGUCUGAACUGGUAACGCUUGGUUAGAUCAAGUGCACAUACUUUUUUAGCAAUCAGUCAAAAUGACGAAUAAACGUUUACUUCCAGAUUCCAAAAAUUCGCGUUUUUAUCAAGGAUCUUGAACAAACAGAUGUGACUGCAUCACACAAAACUACUAAAAAUCUUUUGUUACACUUUGGCUGGAGAGUGAACCAAAAUAGCGUAAAAAAGCCACAAACCACUUACUGGAAGAUAAUAUCUGUAGAUUUAAUAUGGUUUAAAUGCCAUUUACAGCAAAAAUGAAAUACAUAAUCUGUCCUUGGUAAGCCACUACCUAGGGCCCCUUGUUACAAAUUUGGCUGGUUUUAUUUGAUACGCUUCAGCUUUAAUUCUUUUAAUUCUGUAAAGUGAAUAAGUGACGAAAGGUUACAUUUUUACCCUUGAGAAAUAUCGUCAUUUGAGUUUAGAAACCUGGAAUACAAGCGUUUCUUGGUUACUAUUUAUAAGGCAGCGGAGACUGUAUAUAUAGCAAAACAAGAACUAUAAUAAAGUUCCCUUAAGGUG